This is a messenger RNA of Perca fluviatilis (European perch), 6012 nucleotides long. It is a transcript of the gene myom3, whose product is annotated as myomesin 3. The record is from RefSeq and is a predicted model, not a curated record. Bases 286 to 4569 code for a protein of 1427 amino acids. Gene Ontology annotation, molecular function: protein binding. NCBI's taxonomy places the organism in Eukaryota, Metazoa, Chordata, Actinopteri, Perciformes, Percidae. The transcript has 37 exons.
CCACAUUCUUGGCACUGAAGGACACUUUGUGUUCAGGGUCACCCUCACCACUUUAUCAAGGGAGGAAUAGAGGCAGGAAAGAGUGAGGUAUACGCAGACAGACAGACAGACAGACAGUGGGAGGAAAUACUGAGAGGUGAGACAGCAAGAUUGAACGAGAUCUUCAAGGAGAGAGAAAGACAGGUAGACAGAAAAGGAAGUGGGAUAUAUCCGUCCUACAGAUCUUUGACACCCAGAGGACUUCACCUGUUUCUUUUAAGAAAGCGUGCCAGUUGGGGGGUUACCAUGGAAACCAGGACGGUGAUGCAGCGGGAGCAGGAGGAGCAGUCGUCCAAGAUGUCUCACAGCAUGCAAUUGUCCUCUCAUAUCAAGAAGAAGACCUUCACUUCCAGUGAUGAGGAAGCCUCCUACUGCGAUUUCUAUCCCAUCAUCCCUGCUGACCUGAUGUCCGUCAAGGAGAUCCUGAACAUGGACAAUUUCCCUCGCCACAGGACAUGGGAAAUCCUGAAUGAAACUCUGGAUGCUGAGGAAGAGUAUCACAGAGACCAGUGGACCAUGUUUGGGAACGAGGCUGAAAAGGUGGAGCUGGACGUGAUCAGGAACCAGCAUGUGUUACGCAGACGCGUUGAUAAAAUGGCCAUUCGCAAGCAGGCAGAAAAGAAGGCAUCUGCCCACUUGAAGUACCUGGAGCAUCUGAGUCAGAAGGCCCCAGACUUCCCAAUCCCCCUGAGAGCUCACACUGUCUGGGAGGGCAUGACGGUCACACUCUCCUGUACCAUCCAGGGCUGUCCACCCCCAAAGGUCACAUGGUAUAAGGAUGGUGUGCCACUGAGAAUGUCUGACCAACCAUGGAAUUACAGUCUUCAACAAACAUUUGGUCUAAACUCACUGGAGAUCAGAAGGUGCUCUCCUGAUGAUGCUGGCGAGUAUAAAGUGGUAGCCAAGAGUCUCCUGGGGGAAGCUAUGACAUUUGGAACACUUCUGGUGAACUCAUAUCAAGGAGCCGUGGCUGGUUCAGAGCACUCGCAGACCCCCGCCUUGAAGCUUGAGCAAGAAGCCCAGUUUGGCAGCACCUUUCCCCCAACAUGGGUGAAGGAGGGUGACAGCCUCACCCUGCAAUGUACCUUCACCUCAGCUCUGCUGCCCUUCCAGCAGGAUGUCAGUUGGUUCAGAGAUGGCAUCCAGCUUUAUCAGUCUAGCACUUUGGAGAUUAAGACAGUCGACAAUGAGGCCUCCAUCACUUUAAAGGUUGCACAGAAGGAUCAUGAAGGUGUUUACACUGCCCGACUGAGGACCUGGGAUAAUAUCCAGGAACACAGUGCUUUCGUCUACGUCAAAGAUGCAUCAGCUGCAGUGGUGGGAGGCCCCGCCUCUCCUCUGGGCGUCCAGGUAUCAGACGUCAACAAGGACUACGUCUUCCUUACCUGGCAGCCACCUAGUGCUGAUGGAGCCUCAGCUGUAGAAGGUUAUUAUGUGGAAAGAUAUGACCUCGGUCAUGGUAAGUGGGUGCGCUGCAAUGUGCAUAUUCAGAAAAUGUGCUACUACCCAGUGUGUGGGCUAAAGGAAGGAACUCUGUACCAGUUCAGAGUUCGUGCUGUUAACCAGGCUGGAGCAGGGCGUCCCUCCAUGGCUACAGAGCCCGUCCUCACUGCAGACCCCCUGGAACACACCAGGACCAUGGUGGUCAAAGUAGACAGAGGGAGGAUGAUCACCAUUACAAAAGAUGAACUCGAAGGUCAGGUCAAAGCUCCUUUCCCUCCUACAAAUGUCCACGCCUGCGAGGUGAGCGACACCUACGUGGUGCUGAGCUGGGCCGAGCCUGAACCCAGAGGCAGGGAGCCGCUCACCUUCUACGUGGAGCGGUCCCUGGUAGGGAAGAGCAGCUGGGAGCUGGCCAGUCUGGACAUGAUGGUAAACUCUCCCAGGUUCCCUGUGUUUGACCUGGUCAAAGGCAAGCAGUACUGCUUCAGAGUGCGCUCCAUCAACAAGUACGGUGUCAGCGACCCUUCUGAGCCGAGUGCACCCAUCUCCUUGGGAAAGCCACAAGUGGUGCCAGCUCCACCUCACUCUGUCAUGGCCAUCAGAGACACCGACACCUCGGUGCUGCUCCAGUGGAAGGAACCCAAAGAAAAAGACGACAUCCAGGGCUACUACCUGUACUACAGUGAGAGUGGUAAACAAGACUGGAAGACUGUCAACAACAAGCCUGUUAGCAAAACCAGAUUUACAGUCCAUGGCCUCAAGAACCGAAGGGAAUAUGUGUUCAGGGUGAAGUCUGUGAGCCGAGCAGGAAACAGCAACUAUUCAGAUGAGUCUCGUCCCAUUCUCGUCAAAUCGGCCAUUUCUGUUCCCUCGGCUCCCUCUGCCAUCGCCCUGCUGCUGUGCACUGCAUCAGAGAUGGUGUUGGGCUGGAGGGCCCCCGCAUGUAACGGGGGAGACCCUGUACGUGGAUACUACCUGGACCAGAGAGAAAAGGGCAUGGAUACGUGGAGAGAGGUCAACGUUAAGCCCACCAAAGAAAGGCAGUUUAAAGUUUGCAACCUGACUAGUGGACACUUCUACCAUUUCCAUGUGUUUGCUGCCAACAUGGCUGGCGUCGGGAAGCCCUCUGAAGCCAGUGAAGCUUUCCUGUGUGAGAAGUGGACGAUGCCAGAGCCAGGUUGCCCCUGUGAUGUGGAGUUCAGGGAGGUGAGAAACAACUCCCUGGUGCUGCUGUGGGCGGCUCCGUUGUACGAAGGACGGAGCCCUGUCACUGGCUAUUUGCUGGAAAUCAGCCAGGGUGGCGAAUCAGACAACUGGACUGCUUUGAAUGAAAGGCCAAUCUCUGACACCCAUUACAAGGUGUCAGGUCUUCAGGCAGGUCAGACCUACCGUCUCCGUGUGUCGGCUGUCAACGAGGCUGGAGUCGGCCGAGCUUCCCUGCCCACGGAGCCAGUCACAGCUCAGACCAGACCAGGUGCCAAAGACAUUGAGAUUGGAGUUGACAACGAUGGUUUCAUAUUUCUGGGCUACGAGACUGAUGAGAGGGAUGACGAGAACAUGUUUCUGUGGAGCAAAAACUACACCGAGAACAUCGACGUCAGGAGAACUCGUGAAGAAACCAAAAAGAACGGGUCGGUCCUCACCUUCACAGACCCCUCUGAGGAGGAUCUGGGUCUCUACACAGUGGAGAUGAGCGACAACCCAAACCUGUCGUCCAGCUACGACUUCACCGCUGAAGACCUUAAGCGACUCAAAGAACUCAGCUGGCAAGUCAGAAAUCCAUUGAUAGCUCUGAAGUCGGGCUGGCAGGUGGACGUUUCUGAGAAAGGCGACGUACGUCUUUGGCUUCAGACUGAGAGUCUGAGUAACGCUGCUGAGCUCCGUCUCAUCUUCAAUGACCGAGAAAUCACCAGCACUCCGCACCGUAAGAUCACCUUCGACAAGGCCAAAGGUCUGGUGGAGAUUCUGUUGGAGCAGCUCUCUCAGGAGGACGAGGGCCAGUAUACGGCUCAGCUGAAGGACGGCCGCGCCAAGAACCAGUUCACUUUGGUCUUUGUGGAUCAAAAGUUUUGUGAGACGCUGGCCCUGGCUGAUAAAAACCGACGUGACCAACAAAGAAAGUCUGGGCCGUAUUUCCAGGAAUACUUGUCGUGGAGUGUAAAUGAGGAUUGUGAACUGAUUAUAAAGUGCAAGGUGACAAACACAAACAAGGACACGUCACUCAAGUGGUUUAAAGAAGGCGUGGCGGUGACCCAACUUGUGUAUGAGCAGUCAUCAGGGGUCAGCACACUCACCAUCCCACAGGUUACCAAGAAAGAGGCAGGUUCAUACAGAGCUGUGGUGUCAGAUGGGAGAGGAGAGGAUGUCAGCGUCUUAGAGUUACUGGAUGACGAGUAUGACAAGCUUCUCCAGCAGCUGAGUAAACAGUGUGCAUUGUCUGCCAGCCCACUGAAGAUUCACAGCACCGCUGAAGGUUUUAAGCUCUACUGCUCACUCAAAUACUAUAUAUGCUACAUGAAAACCAGCUGGCACUUCAAGGAGAAGAGGAUUGACCAGGAAGCCAGGACAAAGCCUGGCAGCAAUAUGCAGAAUGUCUGGAUUGAAAUCUUUAACCCAACAGAGAAUGAUAAAGGCAAAUACACCUUGGAGAUGUUUGACGGCAAAGAGACACACAAACGGUAUCUUGACCUGUCUGAACAAGUCUUCGCUGAUGCCUUGCUGGAGUACCAGAGGUUAAAAAAAGCGGCUAUUGCUGAGAAAAAUCGAGCCAAAGUGACAAAGGGUCUUCCUGAUGUGGUAGCCAUCAUGGUGGGCAAGUCUUUGUGUCUGACGUGCUUCAUUGAUGGUGAACCAACCCCAGAGAUCGUCUGGCUUCGGAACGACAAGGAGAUUGUUAACGAGACCCAUUUUACCCUCACUAAGGAGCCCAAGUGCAGCACUAUCAACAUCAACAACGUCAACCUGGAAGAUUCUGGAAAAUACAGCAUCUUUGUGUGCAACCAGUAUGGCUCUGAAACGGUUGAUGUGACAGUGAGCGUUUACAUGCAUGGGGAGAAGCCUCCAGCCCAUGCUGUUUUGAUGGGCUAAGACUGCAAACUGAGUCAGAAAUGAGGGAUUUUUUAUGCUUCAGCUUGAGAUUUGUAUGCAUAGAGAGAAAGAUGAAAAUGAAGGUGGAUGGAGAGAUAGCUAACGUUAGGAAUGAUGCUUGAUUGUUCAUGUAGUAGGAAACUUUAUUGAGCAUGAAGGAACUUUACUGAGCUUUUGAAAAAUGCCCAAUGAGGUUUAAUCAAAAAUGUAAUCCCCUAUAGUCUGCAAACUGUCUAUAUCAUUUAAAUACCCUAUUAGACAGUGUAUGCCAUAAACAUGUCAUGCUCAGGCUUCUCCUGUGAUGGAGUUGCAGAAUUGCUAGGUCCUGUUAGUCAAACUUAUUAAGCUGACUUCAUGGACGUUUCAUAUAAAGAUGGUUUCUUUAAUAAAGUAAGACUAUGUAACUUCUAAAAUAAGAAAUUGCACCAUUUUCCUCUAACAAAUGACUGAAUUCAUAAGCAGGAAAAUGCACCAUUAAUCGAUUCAUAACACUCAGAGGAUUUGCUGCUGGACUUACUUGGGGUGGCAGUAGCUCAGUCCGUAGGGAGUUGGGUUGAGAGGGUCACUGGUUCAAGUCCCCAUACAGAGCAAAGUACAGAUCAUUGAUUGGUACCUUGUUCACUGCUUCGGUAAAUAGGACGGACCUUAGAUACAACUUUCCACGCUUGGCAGCAGGAUAUAUUUCUAGUCUGCUCAGCUCAUAGAACCCUUUGGCUUAGCUACAAGCCAGAAAGCUAACAUUAUGCUAGAGAGAUUCAAAGUCACAAACAUUGUGUACAGUUAAAAAUUUCAUAUAAAAAUAAAGUAAAUUAAAUAUAAUUUGACAGUAUGUUUACCAACAAGACAAGCUAACUAUCCAGCCAGCCAUGUCAUUUUCACCAAAUUAAUAAAGACCUUCACGAACAAAUUAUACGCAAUGUGUACUGUCGGCCGCAGCCUGAAAUCAGUAGCGAGUUGAACAGCGAACACAAUAAUGUGAGAUGAUCACUGUGAAACAAAGUCAGUGUACUUCUUGGAGCUUGUGUGUUUGCGCCAUCCUGUGGUGUUCAGAGGACGAGGCACUGAUGGACUACACUAAGUGUUGAAAAUAUUCAGAUUUUAUUUUUCAUUUACUGUAGCACAUUCAUUUAGAACGGUUUAAUGGACACCCUGCAGCCAAUCAGAAUUGAGUAUUCACCCAGACUCAUGGUAUAAUUCCUGAUAAUGGACACCUCGUUGGGCAAUUAACCCUUAUGUAACAGACAUGCCAAUUUGCUGACUUUGACUCUUCUCUACUUGUGCUACUGUUACAUUACAUUUAUUAUUUACCCUUAUUAUUGUCUUUUGUUUUUAAGUUCACUAAGCACCUGUCAUAACGAAAACUGCAAAACCCUCAGCUACUAAAGCUUUUGGUGAAUCAGAUGUGUCAUUUGUUUGUGUUGUGAAUAAAGCAAUUUUAAGCUA